This is a messenger RNA of Dichotomopilus funicola, 1200 nucleotides long. Its product is annotated as Thiolase, N-terminal domain-containing protein. Gene Ontology annotation, cellular component: mitochondrion. The record is from RefSeq and is a predicted model, not a curated record. Lineage: Eukaryota; Fungi; Ascomycota; Sordariomycetes; Sordariales; Chaetomiaceae. Gene Ontology annotation, molecular function: acetyl-CoA C-acetyltransferase activity. The transcript has 3 exons. Gene Ontology annotation, biological process: ergosterol biosynthetic process; fatty acid beta-oxidation. Bases 1 to 1200 code for a protein of 399 amino acids.
AUGUCCGGCCUUCCUCCUGUUUACAUUGUCUCCGUGGCGAGAACCCCCGUGGGUAGCUUCCUCGGGAGCCUUUCCAGCCUGACUGCCACGCAGUUGGGCUCCCACGCCAUCAAGUCCGCUGUUGAGCGCGUGCCUGAGAUCAAGCCUGAGGAUGUUGAGGAAGUGUUCUUCGGAAACGUUCUGUCCGCCAAUCUCGGCCAGGCCCCUGCUCGCCAGUGUGCCAUUGGUGCCGGUCUCUCGGAGGCCACCGUCUGCACCACGGUCAACAAGGUCUGCGCGUCGGGCUUGAAGGCCGUCAUCCUUGGUGCCCAAACCAUCAUCACCGGCAACGCUUCGAUCGUCGUUGCUGGCGGGACCGAGAGCAUGUCUAACACUCCCCACUACCUCCCGAACCUUCGCACAGGCACCAAGUACGGCGAUGCCUCCCUCGUUGACGGCGUGCAGAAGGACGGUCUCCGUGACGCCUACGGCAAGCAGGAGCUCAUGGGCAUGCAGGGUGAGCUCUGCAGCCAGGAGCAUGAGCUGACUCGCGAGCUCCAAGACGAGUACGCCAUCAACACAUACAAGCGGGCUCAAGCUGCCACUGAGGCGGGCGUGUUCACCGAGAUUGUCCCCAUUGAGGUCAGCGGCGGCCGGGGCAAGCCCCCGGUCAAGAUUGACCGUGAUGAGGAGGUCAAGAACCUGAACGCCGAGAAGCUCAAGACCGUCCGUCCGGUUUUCGUUCCCAAUGGCGGCACGGUCACGGCCGCCAACGCCGCCCCCAUCAACGACGGUGCGGCCGCCGUGGUGCUCGCCUCCGAGGCCAAGGUCAAGGAGCUCGGUCUCAAGCCUAUUGCCAAGAUUCUCGGCUGGGGUGAUGCCGCACGCGACCCUCCUCGCUUCACCAUUGCCCCCGCUCUAGCUAUCCCCAAGGCCAUCAAGCACGCCGGGCUGACGGAGAAGGAUGUCGACUACUAUGAGAUCAACGAGGCGUUCUCGGUUGUCGCCCUAGCCAACAUCAAGCUGCUCAACCUCGACGCCGAGAAGGUCAACGUCUUUGGUGGCUCCGUUGCCAUUGGCCAUCCCCUAGGCGCCUCCGGUGCCCGCAUCCUGACGACUUUGACAUCUGUUCUCCGCGAGAAGAAGGGCAAGAUCGGUGUGGCGGGUAUCUGCAAUGGUGGUGGUGGUGCUUCGGCCCUGGUGAUUGAGAACCUGCAGUGA